Molecule: messenger RNA, 1468 nt
Organism: Argentina anserina (silverweed cinquefoil)
Lineage: Eukaryota; Viridiplantae; Streptophyta; Magnoliopsida; Rosales; Rosaceae
Product: translation initiation factor IF3-1, mitochondrial-like
Biological process (GO): ribosome disassembly; translational initiation
Molecular function (GO): ribosome binding; translation initiation factor activity
Source: RefSeq, a predicted model, not a curated record
UGAAACCUCCUCACUUCCUCCCUGUGAGGUUUCCUUUGACACUCUCUGUGGGGAACUUUAAUGCUGAGAUUUGAUAUCUGAAACCAAUAAAACAGAGACAAAGAUGGCUUUUUGGUGCGGCAGACUCACUCAAUCUAAGCUCAGGCAAUUAGCCCAUCAUAUUAAGAUCAUUCCUUAUGCUUCUUCUUCUUCUCUGCUGAACCCAACUGUUUCCAUACCAUGCGUUUCAGACAACCCAUUGAUGUAUCUCCCUGGUUGUCGUCAAGUUAGGUUUUUUGCUGCUCCUGUUCAGGCAAAUGGAAAUGCAAAGAAGGCAGAGCAGGGCUUGGGUGGUCCGAGGCUGAGUGAGCAUAUUGAAGCCGAUGUUAUUAGGCUUGUUGUGGGUGAAGAACAUUUUGUCAUGUCAAAGAGUGAAGCCGUGCAACGUGCAAGGAAACUUGAGAUGGAUUUAGUUGAGGUUCAACACUCAAGUAAUCCUCCUGUUUGUAAAAUCAUGGAUUACCACAAAGAGAGGUAUAAACAAGUACUAAGGGAGAAAGAGCGAAUUAAAAUUAAGUCUAAGGAAGUUAAGACUUUGCGUUCAGACACUAAGGAAGUCAAGUUUUCACCAAAGACUGAGGCAAAGGAUCUCAAGAUGAAAGGAGACAGGGUGAUAAAAUUUAUGGACAAGGGUUACCGAGUGAAGUGUACUGCCUCGGAUUCUGAAGGUCGGAACUUGGAUGCAGUUUUCUCUGGUCUCAUUGCGCUGAUAGAAGACACAGCGUGUAUUGAAUGUGAUCCUACUGUAGGAAGAGGAAAAGAGUCGUAUAUAAUGGUCAGGCAUGUGAAGUUCGGUCCACCAAAGGCUGGCGUGAAGAAAAAGGCUGAAGAGAAAAAGAAACCUGAGAAUGCUAGUGAUGAUGGUGUUGGGGUUACAACAACAGCAGACACAGUUCGACUCCCUCCGCAUGAAUCUUCUGGUAUGGCAGCUGAGAUUUCACCAACAAGAGAAAUGGAUAGUAAGAAAGGAAUUCCACAUAAGGGCGAGGCCCAACUUCCCUAUCAAAGUAGGGAAAUCCCAAUUCCACAUUUCUCACCAUCAAUGAGAGAGCAGCAGAUUCCUUAUCAAAGAAGAGAAGCACCAACAGACGUGCUUUCCUCAUCGCCAGCGAGAGAUACCAACAGAGCUACUCCAUCGGCAUUUAGAAACUCUGCUCCUCUUCCUAAAGGUGUUCCCAAGCAAGAACCACGUAGUUCUAAUCCUCCCAGCCCUGCAGGGCCCAAGCAAGAAUCAUUAAGUAGUCGUAUUCCUCUUCGGUCUCGUUCUCCAGGAGGACCUGGACUUGGUUAUGGGAUAUUUAGCAACUCAACAGGCAAUAGUUCUGCGAAAGAUGUACGGGAUAGGUUUCCGGAAAAUCCAAACUCACCGAGUUCAAGACCUUAUAGCAGCCAAAGACCAGGAACAGACACUGAUAACCCACCAAACUAA